Setaria italica (foxtail millet) is the source of this 832-nucleotide messenger RNA. Its product is annotated as UPF0769 protein C21orf59 homolog. NCBI's taxonomy places the organism in Eukaryota, Viridiplantae, Streptophyta, Magnoliopsida, Poales, Poaceae. Gene Ontology annotation, biological process: regulation of cilium movement. Bases 98 to 628 code for a protein of 176 amino acids. The record is from RefSeq and is a predicted model, not a curated record. The transcript is spliced from 5 exons.
GCACCACACCUCCUCCCUUCCAGGUCGCACCGCACCGUGUUGGCGUUCGGCGGGCCGUCUCCCGCCAAGCGGAAGCUUCUAGAACCUUCGCGGCGAGAUGGUGCUGCUGCACGUGAAGUCGGCGGCGCCCGCCGCCUCCUCGUCGUCGCCGGACGCAGACGAGGGGACGGAGUUCCUGUACGAGUGCGCCGCCUCCGCGGCCGUCGCCGACGUCGCUGUCGCCAUCGGCGCGCUCGCCGGCCUCCAGACCCGCCUCCUCUCCCUCUGCCGCCGACUCCGAGCGAGGUGUGCGGAUGCUGGUGCGGGUGCGACUGGCGAGCUCGAGAGGGCGCUAGACGAGGCCGAGGCCUACGCCUCCAAGGAGCAAGUGCAGCAUAACAGAUUCCUGUCCCCUCGUGCUCUAAGGGAACAUAUCAAGAAUAUUGAGAAGAAAUGUGCUUCUGCUCUACAAGAACCUCCAGAGGCAUUGAGUCUGCAAGAAUCAUCAUCAGACAACAAGCAUGAGAGGAUACAGCUUUGGUGGGCUGGAAAAGAGUUAGCCAUGGACCACAAGCUAUGCGACUAUAUUGGUGUUAAUGAUAAAACAAAGAUUGUCGUCAAGCUAACGCAAGCUCAUGAUGAGCGUUAAUUGUGCUUCUGACCCUACAAUGCGAUCCCAGUGUUGGUUACCUCUUGGAUAGUAUGUGCAGGCAGUCCCUGUAAGAUAACAUUUGAUUUUCAUGAGCAACCAUCAUUUCAUCCGUGUUAACUGAAAAUAUGUAUAAAUGCUUGACAACUAUAGCAAUAACUUGUACGAUUUACCAUCGCAGAGUUUGGUUCCUUAUGUGUGCUA